AUGUCCGCCACAUCCGCUGCCGGCUCGCUGCUGAGGCGGCAGCUCAAGGAGAUGCAGGCGAACAAGGAUCUCCCCGGAAUCUCGUGCGGGCUCGUCAACGACGGCAACAUCUUCGAGUGGGAGGUGAUGCUGAUGAUCAACGACGACUGCAAAUACUAUGGCGGAGGUAACUUUCGCGCCCGCAUGGUCUUCCCGCCCAACUACCCGCACAUGCCCCCCACGCUCACGUUCCAGCAACCCGUGCCCUUCCAUCCCAACAUCUACGAGUCCGGGGCGCUGUGCAUCUCCAUCCUGCACCCUCCCGAGGAGGACGAGUACGGCUACGAGGCCGCGUCGGAGCGCUGGAGCCCCGUCCAGUCCCCCGAGACGAUCCUCGUCAGCACGCUCAGCCUCUUCCACGACCCCAACGAUGAGAGCCCCGCCAACGUCGAGGCUGCCCGCCUGUUCCGCGAGGAGCGCGAGGGCAAGCACAAGGAGUUCCGCAAGAGGUGUCGCAAGUGCGUCCGUGAGAGCCUGGGCGAGGACUGA
Molecule: messenger RNA, 528 nt
Organism: Purpureocillium lilacinum
Lineage: Eukaryota; Fungi; Ascomycota; Sordariomycetes; Hypocreales; Ophiocordycipitaceae
Biological process (GO): ubiquitin-dependent protein catabolic process; protein polyubiquitination
Molecular function (GO): ubiquitin conjugating enzyme activity
Source: RefSeq, a predicted model, not a curated record